AUGUCGUUCGGCAGAUAUGAUAAAACAAAUCUGGGACAUAUUUUUGAUAGAGAUGCUUAUAGUAUACAUCUCUUGGCGGAGCGCCACUGCGACUCCGCAUCCUUCCCUUGUGUGCCGUAUAAUUUCACUAAUCCAGGACAUUCUAGGUACUUUGCCUCCAUUGCCGGUCAUCGUAUGAUCUCUGCUGGUGUCGAAAAUCGUGUCCUCGCUACAAAUCCCAUCAUGGAAUCUAUAGGAAACGCAAAAACUAUUAGAAAUGACAAUUCCUCACGAUUUGGAAAAUUUAUACAAAUCAACUUUGAUGAAAAAUUCCUUAUCAGCGGUGCUGAAAUGAAGACUUAUUUACUCGAAAAGAGCAGAGUCGUUUUCCAGGCUCCAGCCGAGCGCAACUAUCACAUCUUCUACCAGCUCUGUGCUGCUAGAGACCACCCAUUGAUAAAAGAUCUGGAAUUAGGAACAAGUGAAUCUUAUUGGUAUACUGCGCAAGGCGGUGACGGAAGGGUUCCAGCAGUUGAUGAUCGUGAGGACUUUUUGGAAACUGUCAAGGCUCUUGACAUAUUGGGGUUCAACCAAGAGAAGCAAAAGGAUGUAUAUCGAGUACUGAAAGGUAUUCUACUUCUUGGUAAUAUUGAAUUUGAGUCAAACGGCGACAAUUCUACUAUCGCA
Strongylus vulgaris is the source of this 666-nucleotide messenger RNA. Lineage: Eukaryota; Metazoa; Nematoda; Chromadorea; Rhabditida; Strongylidae. The record is from the annotation of a GenBank genome assembly.